Molecule: messenger RNA, 1363 nt
Organism: Cydia splendana
Lineage: Eukaryota; Metazoa; Arthropoda; Insecta; Lepidoptera; Tortricidae
Product: zinc finger and BTB domain-containing protein 14-like
Exons: 2
Coding region: 159-1100 (313 amino acids)
Biological process (GO): regulation of transcription by RNA polymerase II
Cellular component (GO): nucleus
Molecular function (GO): protein binding
Source: RefSeq, a predicted model, not a curated record
AACUGACAAGCUUUUUUUUCUGAUUACCGUUUUCGUUGAUUAUUCAUGGGAUUGGCUGAUUGGUUUUGUUGUUAUCUUUCUAUUCAGUUCGUCAGCAAUUUUAAUUAGUGUUUUGUGUAAAAACUUAUCACCAUCCUUUGAUUUUUCCCAGAAGUAACAUGAAUAAUGCUCCGCAGUUGUCCUUACGCUGGAAUAACUAUGUUUCCCACGUCACUGAAGCGUUCAACGUGUUGCGAUUUGAGAAUGAUUUGGUGGACGUUACCUUGUGUUGCGAUGGAGGUAAAAUUAAAGCCCAUAAGAUGUUGCUUUCGGCGUGCAGCAAUUACUUCAGACAGGUUUUUAAAGAGACCCCCUGUCAACACCCUGUGAUCAUAUUUAGGAAUGUGAAAUUUGAAGAUCUUAACGCUAUAGUGAACUUCAUGUAUCACGGGGAGGUUAAUAUCUUGCAGGAACAAUUGGAAUCGUUUCUUAUGACUGCUGAGCUUUUGGAAGUGAAAGGUUUGACGGAUAAUGUAGAAGAUGAACCAUCCAAAGCUUUGUUCAGGAUAACUGAUAACACUUCCCUAGAUUUGAGUGCUAAAUCUAGAUUUACCGAGGAGCUGCCUGUUCAGAAUGACGAGCCUAUUAACCUAGCAACAAUGCAGACUGUGAGAGAGGUUUACAUUCCACAAGUUACUCCAAUGAGAAUUAUACCAGAGCCUGAAGUGGAGAAUGAGCCACAAGAGAAAAUUAAACCCGAUGAGGCUGUAAGUGUUCAACAGAAAAUUGGACAGACUUCCAGUGAGGACAUGCAAGUUGACAAUCAAUCAACAUCAGCAGAAGAUUUAUCAGAUAAAAACAGUUCAGAAUCUGAAUUGGCUAAAUUCCGUUGUCAAUUAUGCCCAAAAGGAUUUAAGCAUCCAACAUCGCUGACUCUACACAAAGACUCUCACGCCGGAAAAACUCAGUGCCCAGUUUGCCAUCGGUCAUUCUCCAGAUCAUAUGAUAUGAGGAGCCAUCUCCAGAGAAUACAUCAAGGAAAACAAUUGACAAUCAAGGAAAUCAGAUAUAAAAAUGCAACAGAAACAGUUGCUCCUAAACAGUAUACUCACCAUGUAUAGUUAUAUGCAAAAUUACAAAUAUAUAUUGUUUUAAUGGUAGCCCUGUUACUGCCUUAUUUUUAAACUAUUUUACAUUAAUGUACAAGGUACAUUAUGCCUUUGAAAAAAAUAUUGUUGACAUUUAGAGUUAUUAUUAAAAAUUAAGAAUUAUCAUGUAUAUUUAAGGAAUGUAUUUAAUGUCACAAAAUUUUGCUCAGUGCUUUAGCCUUUGCUAUUUUUGUACUAGUCUAUAAAACUGUUUUAUAAUAAACUUGUUUCUAUUA